UGAGCGUCAUCGUCGUCUUGCUCGCCAGUGCCACUCAGCUUCCCCAAUCCCCAUGACCCUUGACGUGCUUCUGGUGCAUCGGGAUGAUAGGAUCCCGUUCUACCUCGCCCCUUUCUCGCAGGGAGUGGGAAGAACAUAGCGGCCUAGAGAGACCCUUCACUACUAGGACGCACUACCCGAUGGAUCGGAGCAAGCCCGGGAACAUACUGAGCACAGGACCGCAGGUGUGGCGCCUAGAAUUUACGCUUCUAUUACUCACUUUCCCUGUAACUGCAGCAACUAUUCGUCUACGAGCGCUGAUCCACUGCCAUAUUCGCACGAGGUGGUGGGUUACGCCCUGGUCAUUCGCCUAUAUGAUUAUUCUUUUUUUCCCUUCCGUCUACUCAUGGAACACCACCAGGCUCGGGCUGGCGAAACACCAACGUAAACCCAUUGCCUGUGCUUUGUUCAUAGCAGUCUAUUCCUUACGGACUGGCCGACCUUACCGCGCCUGCUUGAACGGCGGCGGUUUCUGGACGGCAAGCUACCAUUCAAUCGAGUUGAGUAACCUGGCCAUCGCUGCUAUCAGUCACUCUAUCACCGUUCUCGAGUGUUCCCUGCGCUCGGAACAUGAAACUUGAACACGAAGCGGAGGCCCGAUCCCUCUUGUGUGUGUAAUGCCAUCGCGUGACUUCGUACAGAAGUGCAUGUUCAGCGGGAAAGCGUCUGCGUUGAGGGGAGUCAAGUUUAGCUACUCCGUCGAUUUCGCCUGCUCCCCCGAGUCUCUCAGGACAUCUCCAAGGAGCUGACCGUAGCUACGUGCCUGUCUGAUUCCUUCCUAUUCUCUCUCGUUGGAGUACUUUGCGGCAAGAGGCGGCAGUUGCCGCUGGC
This is a messenger RNA of Schizophyllum commune H4-8, 870 nucleotides long. RefSeq lists its product as uncharacterized. The transcript has a single exon. NCBI's taxonomy places the organism in Eukaryota, Fungi, Basidiomycota, Agaricomycetes, Agaricales, Schizophyllaceae. The record is from RefSeq and is a predicted model, not a curated record. Bases 84 to 620 code for a protein of 178 amino acids.